GUAGCUUGCUACGGUAAACUGAUGCGGCAGCGCAAGUCUUCAUUGUCACUGGCAGCAUGACUCACAUGACCUCAGAUGACCCCAGCCCAAGCCCCCACUCACCCUGCAUGAGUCACGAGGGACAAAGCGGCCAGAGAACAGAUACGAAUGAGGCCAGUGUUCCCGGUGCCGUCAUCGACGCCCGCCUCAAGCAUUGAAUUGGCAGUCCGGCGAGAAAAGGACCAGGAUGAGGGUGCAGUCAUGGGAACGGUGCGGGGAGACGGGUGUGGUCCUGCUGGGCUUCCUGACGCUGGUAGUGUCUGUGGGGAACCUGUCCACCAGAGGGCUGCAGGAAGACGGCGUGGCGUCCAACAGUCUGGAGGAGGAGCUGGAGGUCACCACAUACUGGUGGGGGGAGUGGGCCAAGUGGACGGCGUGCACUCGAGCCUGUGGAGGGGGAGUGAUGUCACAGGAGCGACACUGCCUCAAACAGAGAAAGAAAGUUGCUGCUGGGAAGGACAACAUGACCUGCACAGGAACCGCAAAGAAAUAUCAUCUCUGCAACACUGAGGAAUGUCCUGCCACUGGGAGGAGCUUCAGAGAGGAGCAGUGCUGGUCCUUCAACUCACAGCUUUACAAUGGGAGGAACUACCAGUGGAAACCUCUGUAUCCUGACGACUAUGUCCACAUCUCCAGUAACCCCUGUGACCUCCACUGCACCACGACCGACGGCCAGCGGCAACUGAUGGUGACGGCACGAGACGGCACGUCCUGCAAGUACAGCAGUUACCGUGGAGUCUGCGUGGACGGUAAGUGUGAGCCAAUCGGAUGUGACGGUGUCUUGUUUUCCUCCAACACCUUGGAUAAGUGUGGGGUCUGUCAGGGGGACGGCAGCAGCUGCAGCAGAGUCACUGGAAACUUCCGCCGAGGAGCCACGACUCUGGGUUACUCUUUUAUCACCCAAAUCCCUGAAGGAUCAUGGGACAUCCAGAUUAUCGAGAGGAAGAAGUCAGCCGAUGUUCUAGCUGUGACCGACCAGGCGGGCAACUUCUUCUUUAACGGGGCCUACAAGGUGGAAAGUCCCCAGAAUUUCCACGCAGCAGGCGCCGUCUUCAAGUACCGCCGGCCCAUGGAUGUGUACGAAACCGGGAUUGAGUACAUUGUCGCCAAAGGUCCCAUCGACCAGCCCAUCAAUAUUCUGGUGUGGAACCAGAACGGUCGCACACCGUACAUCACAUACGAAUACACCGUCCUCCGAGACUCCCUGCCACCUGUCCCGCCUCCACCCGUCUACACGGGAUCAGACACCUCAGCCGGAGAGGUUUCUGUGGAGGUGGGGGGCCUGCUGACCCCCAACAGCAGUAUGUAUGACCAGGUGAUUCCUGACAGCCAGAUGGACCUGGGUGACGGGCAGAAGGGCCAAGAGACCAACGAGGUGUACGAGGAGACGGCGGCCAUCGACUGCGACCAGGAUGGAGUGGUCGGCCCAAAAUUUGCAGAAGGAAACAGCAGUCAUGCAGGCAGCACCGCCAUCCCGGCCCCGGCUGGUGGGCCCCUGGAUACGGGUCCAGACUCCCAAAACCUCAUCUGGAGGGUCCUGCUGGACGGCAGACUCAGCCCCGACGAGCUGCUCAUCAAUAUCUCAACCAACCAGCUGCUGACGGAGGGAGACGGUCUGUUCUCCUCGGAGGUGGGACCGGUGGAGAUGGAUCUGAGCAGCCUGGAGCCAGACGGGCCGUUUGGUGUCAACGAGACGCUGGAGUUCACUCUGGGCCGCAAACGCAACGACAGCGGAGACGGUUCCUAUCAGAACAAAACAGUGCAGAGUGGAGGGAGGAGCUCCACCCGCUCCAACAGAACCAGGGGGAAUCAAAGGAUCUACCAGAAGAACCUGAAGCUGAGUGCUGCCGACAUGUACCGCUGGAAACUUUCCUCUCAGGAGCCCUGCAGCAUGACCUGCUCUAUAGGUGUAUCAAAGUCCUUCGUCACAUGCAUUCGUUAUGACGGCAUCGAGGUGCACGAUAUGUACUGUGACGCUCUGACCAGACCGGAGCCGGUCCACGACUUCUGCAUCGGGAGAGAGUGUCAGCCCAGAUGGGAGGCGAGCAGCUGGAGCGAGUGCUCGAGGACCUGCGGGGAGGGUUUCCAGUUUCGUCAAGUUCGCUGUUGGAAGAUGCUCUCGCCGGGCCUGGACAGCUCGGUGUACAGUGACCUCUGCACCAUGGCCGACCUGGAGAGACCUGUGGAGAGACGGCCCUGCAAGAGCCCCGCCUGCGGCCCACAGUGGGAGGUGGCCGAGUGGACCGAGUGUCCUGCUAAAUGUGGCCGCAAAGCCCAGGUGACCCGCGAUGUCCGCUGCUCUGACGAGACCCGACCAUGUGACCCGAUGACCAAACCACCAAACAUCAAGAACUGCACCGGUCCGCCCUGCGAACGCCACUGGACCGUGUCCGAAUGGGGGCCUUGCUCGGGGUCGUGCGACCAGGGGAAGACGGUGCGUCAUGUGUACUGUAAGGCUCCCGAGGGUCGAGUGGUUCCUGAGUACCAGUGCUCUGCGGAGGAAAAGCCGCUGGCCAUCCACCCCUGCGGAGAGAGAGACUGUGCUCCACACUGGCUGAGCCAGGACUGGGACAGGUGUAACACAACGUGCGGCCGCGGUGUGAAACGAAGGCUCGUCCUGUGCGUCGGCAUCAGUGGAGGAAAGUUCCAGGUGUUUGACGAGGAGGCGUGUGGAGGCACCGAGAAGCCCGAAGAGGAGAACACCUGCUUUGAGAGGCCGUGCUUCAAAUGGUACACCACCCCCUGGUCUGAGUGCACUAAGACGUGUGGUGUGGGGGUGAGGAUGAGGGACGUCAAGUGUUACCAGGGCAGGGAGCUGGUCCGAGGCUGCGACCCCCUCACCAAACCUGUGGCCAAACAGACCUGCACUCUGCAGCCCUGCCCCACCGAGCCGCCAGAUGAGAGCUGCCAGGAUCGUCCCUCCACCAACUGCCUGCUGGCGCUGAAGGUCAACCUGUGCAGCCACUGGUACUAUAGCAAGGCCUGCUGCCACUCCUGCCGCGCCCUCCGCCCGCCGACCUCCUAGUCCGGGACACCGCCGCCUCUCUCCACCACGACUCCAACUCCAGCACGAGGAAAGACAUGGGUACGCUAAAGUUCGAGAGGUACAACAGUUACUGUGAACACUUAGAGGAAGCUGAAAGUCCAGAGCGUCCGACAACAACUUGGAUUUACACGAGUCCAUUUGUCAAGUCGGAUAAUUUAAAUCUGAACAUUUUGUCGGUCUUUUUGAUGCUGCAUCGACUGCAGUGUUCACACAUACAAACUUCCGCCAAUUAUUAUUUUGCAUUUCUUUUCCAAAAACAGAAUGUAAUGUGUUUCUGGUUUAUUCUGGAUGAACAGAGAAGGAAUCUGGUAAAAAGCCAUUUUUAUUUUUAGGAAAUGUUCUCUGCCAUUUAAUGUUUUGGUCAGUUACUUGUUCUGGUGUUGGGAUGGUUUGAACACAGCUGACAGCCAGCACAGAGGUCAGGGGCCCUCACGAAAACCUGAAACAACUCAGCACACAUUAAGUUCCAAAAACUAAUACUUGUUCAGUUAAAUCUGACAUAAGCAGUUUUCAAAAGAGGACAUGAAAAAGUCCGAAAUUGAAAACACCUCCUCUCUCUUUCUGAAGCCCCUCCCACUAGAUGACCAAAGGUGCGUGCGCACGUUUCACACGGUAACCCCGUGUUUAUUAUUCACUGAAUUAUUUCAGUCUGUUCUCAUUCCAAAGUCCUCAAAUACCACCACUUUUGCAGUACUUUAAGCUAAAGAUAUUGACGCUAAAAACCACCUUUCGAAUCCACGUGAAAUGCCACCGGACGUUGUCAGCUGCGAAUGUGGCCAGACCGCACUUUCGUGGUUAUUUUACAUCAUUGGACAGCAGCUAAGCCUUACAUGUGGAUAGGCGUCACUCAAGAACGCGGUCAGACGAACUUGUUGCGUCCGCAUGAUAGACACAGAACAGCGUCAGGUUUAAACGCUGCCUGUAAUGAUAUAAUGUGAUGAGCGUAAGGGCGAGCUGGAGGGACGGUGGCUGAAUCCAACAAACCCCGGACUCAUGCGGGAGUCCAGAAUCCCCUCCCCGUCUGAUUGUGAUGGUUUUACACCCGACCAUGUGCUUUUUUGCCGAAUCCGUACCAUCCGUGGCUGCAUGUGCUAAAUAUGGUGCCUAAAUAUAACCCCGUGCACUGCGAUCCCACCAUGUGCUUGUGUUGACAUCACUGUAGCGGCGUCCUGGCACGUCAACAGCAGCAGAAGGACACCUAGAGCGUAAUAUGAGGACGCACAAAGCUGCAAUAUGUGAUGAUUCGGAAAGAAAACGUGUUGAAUCUUCUGUUCACGGCUACAUUUUCCAAAGUUUGGAGCCAAGAGGAGGCGCAGAAGUCGAGUUUUUUCUCAGACUUGAAAUACAAUAUUCUCAAAGUUUAUUAUCAGAUCUUUUACUCAGUGACGUCAAAUUAAC
Messenger RNA from Plectropomus leopardus (leopard coralgrouper), 4483 nucleotides. The record is from RefSeq and is a predicted model, not a curated record. NCBI's taxonomy places the organism in Eukaryota, Metazoa, Chordata, Actinopteri, Perciformes, Serranidae.